UACUGUCAGUGUCAAGAUGGCAUUUAGUGACAGUCAAAAACGUGAUAUUUUAGGUUAACAUUUAGUUUUUGUACUUUUUGUUAAAUUUAUCAAUAAAUAUCAUGCAAUAAUAUUAGGUACCUACUAUAUUAUUUAUUUAAGGACAAUGGAUUUCGCAAGGAAACAAUUGUUGAAAUACGGCUGGACUGAUGGUAAAGGACUAGGCAAGCAUGAGAAUGGUAUAUCGGAAGCCCUAAAGCCGAAGCUAAAGCGGAGUGUGGCGGGCAUGGGGUAUGAUGCAGCAUCAGACUUCACCGAGCAUUGGUGGAGUCAACUUUAUGAUAAGGCCGCUGGCAAUGUUGAGGUCGAGGAAACAAAUGGAAAAACUAAAAGAAUCAAGACAAAAGACAGCGAUGGUUUUGAAAUCACUAAUAGUACUUGGAAAUUGAAUAGGAAGAAGAAAACAGAAGAGGACGGAGAAUAUUCUGAACAUUUUGUGAGGAAGUCCAUACUGACCAGUGAUGGGAGCAAGGUGGAUAAAGUAGCUGAGUCUGAUUCUGAAGAAGAAGUGAAGAAGGAUGUGUUCAAAAUGUCUGAUGAGGAGCUCUUUGCAGCGUGUGAGGGACGCACAGCCCAUAAGGGAGCACGGCAUGGUCUUAAGGCUUUGGGAAAAUUAGCGAGAAUAGCGCAACAGGAACAAGUCUUGCUUCUACAACCUCAGUACCGGGGCUACUCACAUGCAGAUAAAUUGAAAAAAGUAAAGGAAAUUGUUGAAUGCACUUCCUUGAAUAGCGACUUUGAAGAACCAGUUUCUAAGAAAAAGAAGAAAAAAAGAAAACGUUGCACAAGCCUCAAUAGUGUAGGAGUUUCUGGAGAACCAGAAAAAGAUCAGACCUUGGCUGAAUCGCAAGGGAUUUCUUUGCCUGCUGAAGUUUCGAUGAGACAAACGGAAAAUGUUGCCAGUGAUAUGAGCUUCGAGACUAUAAGUAGAAAUAAAUCGAAAUCGUCUGUUGAGAACGUGGUGGAGGUGGAUGACAUUCAAAAGAAUGACAGAAAGUCGAGUAAAAUGAAGAAACGGAAAGAUUUUGAUUCAAUAGAUGUGAAUGAGCUGAACAAUGAUCAAGAUGAUUCAACAGUUAAAAAGCGUAAGAAAAAGAAACAUAAAAAGUUUGAUGAAUAGUUAUGAUAUUUGUAAAUAAACUAUUUUUGUAAUAUAAAUGUGUUAUUUGUAUACAUUAUGCCAUAAAAAACAUAAUUUGUAAAUGAAACCAAGUCACGCAGUCGCUACUCAGUUCUUCUGCCACAAAAAAUUUUGAGUUCCAUGUACUAUAUUUAUAAAGUCUAAUUUACCCUGACAUUCAUAAUAAAGUUUAAGCAUACUAUAUAUUUUGUCCAUCAGUAUUUACUACAUUCUUAUGUUAUUACAUAUGGUACUCUUGUUUGCCAUUUACAGAAGAGUCCCAACCCUCCCCAAGGUCAACAUUAUAAAUGGUAGUUUUUACAUAUUCUAAUUUUAUAACUGGCAACAUUAUUUAGUUCUUCAUUCACUGUCACGAAUGUCAAGCAAGAAAAAAUAUAUGUAAACGUCAAAUGUAACCAGGGUUUCAGUUUAUUUUUACGAUAAUCGUAAAAAUACAGAAAAAUGUCGAUUGCUAAAAUAUUAGCGCUUGAUAAAGUCACCACCUUCUUCAAUAUUAUUCGCCAGAAUGGCGGGAUAAGGGCGUCCCUAUACAAACUUUAUA
This is a messenger RNA of Plodia interpunctella (Indianmeal moth), 1721 nucleotides long. RefSeq lists its product as uncharacterized. The record is from RefSeq and is a predicted model, not a curated record. NCBI's taxonomy places the organism in Eukaryota, Metazoa, Arthropoda, Insecta, Lepidoptera, Pyralidae. The transcript is spliced from 5 exons. Gene Ontology annotation, molecular function: nucleic acid binding. Bases 146 to 1159 code for a protein of 337 amino acids. Gene Ontology annotation, cellular component: nucleolus.